CGUUGAAACAGACGGAUGGAGUGUAGUUUACGACGAUACGUUCCAUUGGCAUAAAAGUUGAUAAAAAGUUUAUUUGAAGAGUGUGAAAAAUACCUAAUAUUAGCGGACGUCGCACUACUUACAGAAAUACGCGUUGAAAUGUGCAAAAUUUUAAAUGUAAUCGUCAUCCAUUGGUUUCUGCUGUGUUGUGAAGGUGCAAUACCAAAUUCUGUGGAUCUUCAACUAUAUCCAAAUGAUGCAUUCGACGACCGCAGACCAAAUCCUGAUCCUAACAACCAGCAGUUCAAAAAUUAUGUAAGUGUGCUGACGCGCUUCGAUGAUUGGGUUACCGGUCACUCCCAUGUACGUAGUCCACAAGAAGUCUUACCAGAUGACGAAUUCGUAGAUCCCAAACCUCAGGUGGAUCCCAACAAUCAGCAAUUCAAGGAAUAUGUAAAAAUAUUGACCCGUUUUGAUCCAUGGGUUACCGGUCAAAAAAUUCCGAUUCCGGUGGAUCCAGUCACGGAUGCAUUGCAUCAGGAUGUUGUAAUCAAUAAUGGAAAAGAGCAAAUUCAGCCGAAGAGUAUUUCCAAUCAACAAGUCAUUUCUAACUCUUCUGGAAAUAAUGCACAGGUUUUGGAUUUUAUUUCUCACAAUCAAGAGACAGUACCUUUCGAUGAUGGUAUACCCAAUAACCCACCAAACACAGCAUUUGGUGAGUAUGUGAAGAUCUUAACACGCUUUGAUCCAUGGGUAACUGGAAAAAAAGUUCCGAUCCCUCCCAACCCUGAAACAGAUAUAUUACAUCAGAACAUUGAAAAAAGGUCACUAAUAAGUCCAGAAGCACAUUUUGCUGAUCAAUUUAGUGAUCGUGAUCCUCAAAAUCCAACAGCCAGCAGCGCCUAUAAUAACUUCGUAAAACAGCUCAAGCGUUUUGACCCUUGGAUAACUGGACAGAAGGUUCCUAUUCCACAUGAUCCCGUAACUGAUGCAUUGCAUCAAAUCCACAGGCGUUCAUUUAAUGGCAACAGCAACUAAAAAAAGCUGACACCGUCAAUGGAAAUCGUGCUUGAACCGAUGCGUGAGAAUAAAUCUACCAACUGGUUGUGAGAAGUGUUAAUCAAUAUUGCAUUGAAAAUUGAAAUGUUGACUAACAAUCACGUUUAGGCGCUGUUAACGUUGACGGUAAAACUUCCAUUUUCGCAGAGUGACCUUCAAACAAAGUAUAUGACUAUAUGUUGCUUGGAAAAUUGAAUUACAGAUUGAUUUUCAAU
Molecule: messenger RNA, 1253 nt
Organism: Wyeomyia smithii (pitcher-plant mosquito)
Lineage: Eukaryota; Metazoa; Arthropoda; Insecta; Diptera; Culicidae
Exons: 3
Coding region: 139-1017 (292 amino acids)
Source: RefSeq, a predicted model, not a curated record